Molecule: messenger RNA, 14838 nt
Organism: Stegodyphus dumicola
Lineage: Eukaryota; Metazoa; Arthropoda; Arachnida; Araneae; Eresidae
Product: protein turtle-like
Biological process (GO): dendrite self-avoidance; axon guidance; homophilic cell-cell adhesion
Cellular component (GO): axon; plasma membrane
Molecular function (GO): cell-cell adhesion mediator activity
Source: RefSeq, a predicted model, not a curated record
ACAAGGCCCUUCGAUGCAGUGAUGGCGAACGGCGAAUUUCGACUCGGGAACUCAGCAUCUCGCUCGACGAUCCCAAACCACUCCUGAAAGCGUCUCAAAAAGACGCGGAUUACAAACCUCAAGGCAUCCUAACUGUGUAAGGAGCAUGCUGGAACCGUGUAUCCCAGAUAAGUUCCAUGGAAGUGGCGUUUGAAUGGGCUACUGAGUUUCAGCGCUACUUCUUGCCUUCUAAGAGCUGAGGGCGCUGCGGCGUAUAAGCGUAGUGUUUUGUUGGGGAGAAGAGAGAGAGAGAAAAAAAUCGUCUGCAAAUAUGCUUCACGAACAUUUUGGAUAAACGUUCUACCCCGAUUCCGAAUCAUUGCGAGUUCAAAUCGAAGGUGCCCGAGCCCACAGAGGAAAAGGAACUCUAGAUGAGAUGUUUUUGAAGAAAACAUGCCAGCUACUGGCGAUCUUUGUAUGUCUAUGGGCUAUCAACAAAGGCUUCGAUCAGGAAGAUCCCGAACACGUCUCUGCAGUCCUGGGGGAAGAUGUAACUCUGAAAUGUGAAUUGAAAUAUCCCGAGGAGAAACCGGUACCUUACGUUAUCCAAUGGCAGAAGCAGGGGAUUAAAAUCCCCAUCUAUAUUUGGUACGAUGGUUACCCACCCCAUGCGGGAGACGGUUAUGAGGGGCGGGUCUCGCUGGCCAAUGAGGCCUCACUCAACCUCACCAACGUGCGCGAGAGUGAUCAGGGAUGGUACGAAUGUAAAGUGUACUUCCUCAACAGACCUCCGGAUUCACCAAAAAAUGGUACUUGGAUGCACCUGUCUGUACACGCUCCGCCCCAUUUUAAAACGAAACCCCUAGAUGUUGUGUACGUAAAGGUUGGAGAAUCCGUGUCUUUGCCCUGCGAGGCAGGUGGUACCCCUCCUCCUGCACUCAUAUGGUACAAGGAUAAUUUGCCUUUGGAAGAGAGUCGAACAGUUCAAAUUCUUCCCACUGAGUUAAGGAUCAGCAAUCUGCGGCAGACAGAUAUUGGAGAUUAUACAUGUAUGGCAAGAAACAGGGAAGGAACUGUAACUACGACGACCAAAGUCAUCGUUGCUGGUCCUGCUACUAUAGUUCUUCCUCCUCGUAAUGUUACUAAAUUAGAAGGGGAUCGAGCAGAGUUUAUCUGCGAAGCCAAAGCCCUUCCAACGAAUGUCACUCACCGUUGGUUUCACAACGGGGUGGAAAUCAGUCAGCUCUCGUGGCUGGAAACCAGGACCACGGCGAGGGGAGACGGGACCCUCUUCAUCGCCCCCACAUCAGCCGAGGACUCUGGGAAACUGACCUGCGAAGUGACCAACGGCAUCGGGACACCAGACACCGCCUCUGCCUACUUGAGCGUAGAAUAUCCUGCUCGUGUAACCUAUUCGCCAACCAUCCAGUAUCUUCCACUUGGACUGUCCGGAGUCGUCCGAUGCUAUGUGCAGGCCAGUCCACCAUUCCAGUUCAUCACAUGGACAAAAGACAGACGACCUUUUGACCCAAAUGCCACCCCAGGGGUGGUAACUCUAAAUAAUGGCUCGCUUCUAUUUCAACGGGUUACUCACAAGCAUCAGGGAAGAUAUCGAUGCACGCCUUAUAAUAUUCAUGGCACUGCUGGAACAUCUAAUGUUAUGGAAGUGUUAGUGAGAGAGCCUCCAAUGUACACUAUGAAACCCAAAGAAAUGUAUCAAAAGCCUGUUGACAGUGAAAUUAAGUUACCAUGUGAAGGAAUUGGCCAGCCUAAGCCAGCAAUAACAUGGCGAAGAGUGAGUCCUAACCCAAAUUCAAUAGCUGAUGGAUCAAAACUACCAAGAGAGAGAGCUAUGAUAAGAGGGGGCAAUUUAACUAUACGAGGCUUAAAGAAAGAAGAUCAUGGUCGAUAUGAAUGUGUACUUGAAAAUGAAAUUGCCACCUUAGUCACAAGUACUCUUCUCCUUGUUGAAAGAACUACUCCACAUGCUCCAACGAAUGUUACUGUAAAUACUAGUACAGUUGCUGCUACAUUAACUUGGUUACCUGCAUAUGAUGGAGGACAUGAACAGACUUAUGUCAUUUGGUACAGGCUUGCUGAUCAAGGUGAUAGUGAUUGGCGAACUAUACGAGUGUAUCCUGAUGGAGCAACUACUUUUACAGUGUAUAAUUUACAAGCUGAUACUGAAUAUGACUUUCAAGUGCUUUCUAGGAAUAAGUUGGGUGAUGGAAUGUUUAGUCCAAUUAUAAGGGCGAAAACGAAAUCUGCUGACUAUGUUGGUGGCAGUAUUUCUUCUACGGAAACUGUUGGUGUUACAUUUACUUCGAUAGGAGAAAAAUCUUCUGGCAACUCCGGCCCUGUAACUACAGAAGCUCCAACUCCAGCUGGACCUACACCAGGUAUGGUAAGAAAUGUGACAGUAACCAAAACAACCCUUGGUGUUCGUAUUACAUGGAACCCUCCUGCAGAUGGUGUACCUGUAUCCCACUAUAUAAUUGAAUACAAGCACGAUAUACAGUGGCAGCGAUGGGGGCCUAUCAAAGAUGUAACAUUUUAUGAAGCUAAACUUCAGCAAGGUGGAAAAUAUUCGUUUAGAAUUUUAGCUUACUCUGAUGCUGGUGUGGCAUCUGCUCCAAGUCCAGAAGUUAAGUUAGAAAUUCAUGGUGAUCUUCAGGAUCGUAAUAGAAGCAAAGCUAUCACUGCUGGUGUUGUUGGUGGGAUACUAUUUUUCAUAGCUGCCAUUGUUUUAUCUGUUUGUGCUGUCAAAAUAUGCAAUAAGAGGAAAAGGAGAAAAGCUGAGAAAGCAUACAUGAUGGUGACAUGUCCAAUAGCCGAUGCAAGGAAUGGAGGCCAUUCUCAUGGUGGUAGUCCUGUUCCACUUAAAAAGAGAAAAAAAGCAAUUGAGGAAGCUUGCACUAUAGAUACAAGGAAAGCAGAAUAUCAAGUAUAACGUUACUGAACUUUAGAAGAAUUCUCCACAGACUUUCACCUUUUUAGGCUUAGCCUGGAACCAAAAAUUUUCCCGAGCGGAGUUUCGUACUAAUCGGGAAGAUUGAUUGACUCAGUCAAAAAUAAGGAAGUUUGUUGCAGUGGAACUGGAGAAAAAUGGCAUUUACCUAACAUUCAGCUUCUUCAUAGAGAGAUUGUGACAUUUGAAACUGGCCAAUGAAAACUUUCAGCCACAUGAUAAUGGCUCAAUCAUUGUCACAAUGGAAAGCUGAUGAGAUGUUAUGCCCACCUCCCACAAGCAUUUUUAUUCCGUCCAGUCUCUCCAGAUAUAGGAACAAACCUAUAAAGAGAAGAAUAGGACAGACCACAACAUCCUCUCCCCACCUCAUUUGUUCAUUCACUUUACUUAGCCAUCAUGGAAUAUAAUUUCUGUGCACUUGAUAAACAUAACUCCUCUACUAAAAAUAGAGGUAGCUAGUCAAUGGAAAAAAUUAUGCAAGGACACAGAUGUAAAAAGUUCUCUGCUACCGUUUUUGAUGUGAAUAUUUUUUUUAAGAAACAAAAAGAUGCAUAAUUAUCUCCAGAUUGUGUAUUUUACACAACAGAUCAAAAAACACUCACUGUUACUGUGCUCAAAAUUUUCAACAUGUAGAAAUCUAAUCAAAACCAUGUAAUUUACUAACCUGGAUUCCUUGUUUUUAUGUUACAGACAGAGAGUACAAAUAUCAAAUCAUUUUUUACAUUAAUUAGUUCAUCAUACCUGUAAUUUCCUCAUCUGAUUCUAUAAAAGAUAGCAUUCUGUUGUUUAUGACUAAGUGCUUUUUCAUAAGACUGCUGUUUUUGUAACACAAUAAUAUCUACAGCAAGUUUCAAUUACAUUUACCUUUCCUAUAAUGUAAAUGAGAUGUGUUGCUUUAUUUACCAUUCCAAAAGGGGAAAAAAUUUACAUUUUCUUUGCUUUCCAUUCAUUAGGCGUGUAUGUGAUUGAGUUAUUCUUCACUUUUUAUUGUGGGAAAUGAAACACAGUACUUGAAUUUUUUAAGCAGUAUCAGUCUUAUAUUUAAUAAAAUAAUAUUUUACUUAAUUAAAGCAAAUUUUAAUCUGUAGUGGUUCAUUCAUUUUUCAUUUAUAUCAGACAUUAUUUGAUCGGCAAAGGCACGACAAGGAAGAUGUGUCCAUAUUCCACUCUUACCUAUGAGUGUCAGUUGUCAGAACUCAGGGAAAGGAAUUAAUGCACAUGGAGCAAAGGAAAUAUUAAAGGAAAUUUCAUGCUCCAGUUUUGUGUUAGGAAUUAGCCCAGGACCAAAACAAUAUUUAACUUUGCAUUUCAGAAGAUGAUAGGUAUGAUUUUAAAGCAUAUGUGAAUAUCCCAUGUGCAAAUUCUUUCCAUUCUGCAGCAUUCUGAAGAAAUUAUAUUGCAGCAUCUUAGCUUCCAGACCAUUAAGAAUCUGUGAAAAUAAAUCUCAGAACCAGAUGGUCUUCAGAUCUGAGUAAGUGUGAAGAAAUUUCCUUUACAAAAUGGCCUGUAGCUGUGAUAAUAUUGUGAAAUGAGUGUUAAUAUCCUGUCAACAGAUGCAAACAGUUCUGAGUAACACAGAGUGGUAUUUAUGGAAAGCUUGAGAUGACUUUACUUUGCACACUGCUCUAUGUUGCACUUAGUCCAAAACAUAUUAUGUGUCUCCUUUAUCAGAGGGGAUGUAUUAUCUUUUUAGGUACUAUAUUUUUUCUGUCACCACAAAAAAAAAUGGACUGUAUGCACACCUUUCAAGUGUGAUUUACUGCUUCUGUCUUGGUGCUCGCAGACAACUAAACUUUGCUUUAUCUCCAUAUCAUUCCGAACAUCUGGAUCUUAUGAGACAUCAUUUAUCAGAAGCCUCAUUAUGUAUGAACUUGUAUAGCAAAACACACUGGUAUCUGCUGCAAGUGAGGGAAAUAUGCAUAGAACAUCAUCUAUGGAAAGAAAUAUGCAUAAAACAGCUUCUGUGUUGCUAUGCAUUGUUUUAUACCUUUCUUUCUGAAAACAGAAAGAAUGCAGCAGAAACCUGGAGUUUUUUCUCAUGUGUAUUACAUAUUGUUGUUUGAAGUAGACAAUUGUUGAAGCUUCAGGACCAGACUGAAAUUUUUCUCAGUGUCUCACUGCCUUACACGUGCCAAAAGCACCUUGUGCUUACAUUUCUCUGCGAAAUUUCGGUGCUGGUGUUUGCAUUAAAAAACCCGUCACGUCACAGAACAGUCGGAUGCAGACGUUUCGGGGUCUUGCGAGAACUGUCAGCUUUGUCGAGACAGAGCAAUAACGGAUGCAUUGCUCAAUGAAAAACAAAACAAAACAGAAACCACAUUAAAAAAAAGCAAAAAAAAAUAUGUUGUUGAAUGCAACCAAAGUUAGCUUGUUUGUAUAUUGUUGGAAAGGAAACUCUGGUUAGAUUGUUCAUUAAUCCAAUGUAAAGCUAGAUCAAUACUGUUUGAAGUGUUUUAGGUAAUAAAUUCAGCGCUUGUACAGAAAUUUUUAAAAAGAAAAGGAAAUAUUUGUUUUCUCUUUAUCACACAGAAAAAUGAAACUUGAUGUGGUAACACAGAAAUUUCAUUCCUUUUUAUGAUAAAAGUUUAUGUGUUAACUAUAAUCAUUUUUAUAUUCUAGUAUUAUUAAUUUAGCAGAGUGUGAGUAUUGACUGAAACUGUUCUAUCAUUGUUUUAUAAAACUAAAUUAAAUUUUAGUCUAAUAUUUUUAGUUCCAUUUAGUAAAUAUGAAAAAAAGUAUUAUCAUCAUAUAAAUCUUAAAAUUACUUUGUUUAUAAAAUACUUUUUAUACUGUCAGUUCUUUUCCAUAUGCCAAAUGAAAAUCUAGCAGUAAAUGUACACCGAGAUAAAAAAAAAAAUAAUUAAUUGCCUUUCAUAUACAACUUAUAUUAUAUCAUGUCAUUAAUGAAGCCAUAUAUGAUGAAAGCUGUCUUUGUACUUUUAUUGCAAAAAAUUAUAAAUUGUGAUAAUGAACAAUUUAGUAGCAAUACUUUUUUAUGCAAUUCAAAUGAGUUUCAGUCAUAAAAUUCACACUCUUUACAAUAGAUAUUUUAGCAUAGUGAUAUUUGCAUUUCAGCUUUAUUUUGAUGCUAUAAUCUGUAUUAAAAUAAUGUAUUAUGUAGUCUGUUACUCUGUGUUAUCUACCAAAUAUAUUUACAAAUAAUAUAGUGCAAAAAAAGCAGCAUAUUUUUAAAAGAGGGGAAAAAAGGGGGAAUUCUACACAAAACAUUAUUACUGUUUUACAAUAAAGAAACCUUCAAGUUUACUUAAGGUAAAAAAAGAAACAUUUUCUAUAUCAUUACUCUUCUGAAUGCUCAAUUAGCUCAUAGCUAAAAUAGUUAUUGUAGUUUGUACAUGUGUUUUUAAAAAUUUUGAUUUAUAUUGCUUAUGUGCAUACCAAAACUGUUUAUAUUGUGAAAAAUAGAUCUUUUUUGCAUCAAAGCUCAAAUAGGUUUAAAACAGGAAACAUUCAGAAAUUAUACUGUAUUAGUAUAUAAAAGUGAAUAAUUUACUUACAUAUAAAUAAAAUUUUAUAUUUAUUACCAAAUUUAAUUUAAAAAGACUGAUAUCCACUAAAUACUUAACAUGUGAUUACAUAAUAUGGGAGAAAUGUUUUGAGAUAACCAUAACUAUAAAGCGCAAGGAUUCCCUCCCCCCCCCCAUGGACUGUUAAUAGCAUUUUUAUUUAUGCAAAAAAUACAUAUAUAUAUUUUGCUUAAAUCAGUUUUCAAUAAAAUUCACAUCCUUUAUUUUAGCUUACAGGAUAUGAUUUUGUAUAGAUAUCCUUACUGAUAAGUUUAAUAUCUAUGUUCAUUGAAAAGAAAUGUUAUAAACGAAAAAAAAAAAACAGUUUCAUUGCGUUACUGCAAAAGUGGCAGCAUGAUAAAGUCAUUUUUCUCCAUUAUUAUUAUUUAGAAAAAUAAAAUCAAACUUAAGUAUAUUUUUACUGUUAUUAAUAUUGAAAACCAGGGAAAAAAUAUUUAAGUAUAAAGUCCUUUUAAUACUUCUUUAAUAAUGAAUAGAUAUGCAACUAAAUUAUUUUUCAUAUUUAUUUCUUUGUACUAACACACUGAAAAUUGUCAAAUGGCUCGCAUAUUGUGUAUCUAUUUUUGAUUGUGUGGAUACCAGGCUUUAUUACAUUUCUAGUGAAGCAACAAAAUACUUCAAGUAUGUAGAUUUUAAAAGAGAAUUUUAAAUAGAGACUUUAUAAACUCUCUUCACGUAUGUGAAUUGUUAUUCACUUCUCGUAACAGUUCUAGAGCAAAACUGCCCCAUACUCAUCUUGACUCUGCUAAAUAUAUUACAGCAGUAUGAUAUAAAAUUCACAAAAUUAAUCAUUGUGAGAAGAAUUUAAAGCAAAAUUACUUCUAUUAUAAAACUUGAAAACAUAAUCGAAUACUGCAAAUUGAAUAUUAAGUAAAUAUCUGUAGUUACUUAACCAUACAUAUUCAUCUUAGUUAUUAUUGUUGUAAGGUUUUAUUUGACUGUAAAGUUACUUGAAAUUAAAAUCUAAGAAUGGUAAUAUAUAUAUAUUAAUAGAUGAAUAGAAAACUUGGAUAAUAAAAGAAGAAUCUAAUACUACAGUUUCCUGGACUCAGUCUUUAACUAAUUAAUCUAAUUUCUAUCAUGUAAAAUAAUGAAGCUCUUCUUACUCUUCUACUUAACUUUCAGCUUAUUUUCGUGAAAGUUGUCAUAAACUUUUAUAUUUUAAAAAUUGUUCACUGUAUUAAUAUUUAUACCAAUAUGAUUAUUAUUUUAAUUAAAAAUAAUACUAUAUUCCAGUAUAUUUUAAAAUUAUAAAUUUUAAUUUGCUGCAAUUUGUAUACUGCUUUUUAUUACCACUAUAAAUUGUUGUACAAUAAGUUUUACAUCACUUCAGAUUGUUAUCCUAUGUUGUUAAUUAUUGCACUUUCUGUUAUUUAUUCAACUUUUCAUUGCUUAAAUCUCUCCUUCUCCCUUUUCCAUGAUUGAAAUAAAAUUAAUAAUGACAAAUAUAAAAGUUUACAGCAAUUAGGACAACAAAAUGCUAUUUCAAACAAAAAACUUACGUUUAAAAAAAAUUAAGCUAAUUCUUGCACAUUUGUUACUUAUUACCUUUCUUUACAUAUAGUACUUCUGAGAACACCGUGAUAGAGGGGAAAAUUUACGAAAAAAUUGUAGUUUCAAAUUAUAUCUUCCAUACAUUUUCAAUAUUGCAUCAUAUCAGCACCCAAUCAUAAAUCUAAAUUAUUUUUGCUUUUCAACCAAAUCUGCUAGGUGAUGUUGAUAUAAAAUAUGAGAAAGAAUUCAUAAUAUUAUUAUUAUAUUGCAAAAAUUACCAGUAAAAAUAUAUCAACAAUAUUUGUAAUUUCAUAAUAUCUUGCAUUGCUGGAAAGAAACCAUGGCAAACCUAAAAAUUACUCUGAGAAAGAAUAUAUGUAUGUCUGUCUGUUUGUAUGCAUAUAUUUAUAAUUAUAUUAUAAUAUUUAAUUAUUAAUAGUCUAGCAUGCAGUGCAGAAAUUGUAAAAGUAUGUAGAUAUAUCAGCUUAUUGUGUUGUCCCUCCACUCAUAUGUAAUAAUUUUAACACUUGUUAAAUUAGCUAAUUUUCUAUUACUAUAGGCCUUUUACUGGCAGUAGCUAUCAUUAUAUUUAAAUUUUUUAUUAGCAUUAUUAGAUUUAUAUAAUUUAUUAUUUAAUUUAUAUACUAAGUUCUUUAACAUUAAUUGCCUUGAGAACAUUAUUAUUAGAAUACUUUAAUUCUUUUGUACUAGUUUCAUUGUUUCUUUCCUUCUAUAUGCACAUACACACACAAGUAUCUGCAUUUGUAUGAAUAUUUGAAAACAUUUUCUAUGCACAGAGUUCAGAGCAGCAUUUAAAGGUAAAACAGAUGCAUAAUCUUUAAAAAUAAAGUUAUGUUUAUUACUUUUUGUUCCUGUUGUUAAAUUCAGUUUCAAAAUAGUUGAGAGAAACUAAAUGUUUAAAUUUGAUAGUAACUAAGUAAUAUUGAAUCUCUGAUUCAAGAGUAUUGUCUAAGUAUUUUUCAAUGCUAAAUUUAUUUGCAUGUAUGAUAUUAAUGGAUGCAAAUAUAUGCUUCCACUACCCAUUACAAACCAAGACUCCCCCACACACCAAAUAUUUUAUACAUAAUUUAACUUGGAAUACAAAUGUGUGUGUAUAUAUAUAUAUAUAUAUAUAUAUAUAAUCAUAUAUAAUAGCUAUAAAUGAUUGUGCUAUUUUAUUUCAAGUAAGACCUUUCUAAGUCCUUAAGGCAUCAAGAAAUAGCUGUCUUCCAGAACUUUCUCACAUUGUUAAUAUAUCUACUGAUGUAGCAAGCACAGUGGUAGUUUUAUGAUUUAUUAAAUUGGUUGUAAAAAGUAAUUUUGUUCCAGUGCGAAUGAAACAUGUUGCUUUAAAAAGUAGGAUAUAGUGCUGCCAAAUUAACUUCAAAUUAAUACUUUCUGUAUAUGAUUGAAUCGUGUACUUUAAAAGUUUUCAUUAGAAUACACUACAAAAACAUUUUUUCCCUUUAUUUUGCAUAUUAGUGAUACAUAUAUAUGGAUAUAUUUAUAGUACAUGAACCAACUGAAAGUUAAAAAAUCAUAAAAAUCUUGAACUCAUGCAAGAACAAACACUGAAAUAUCCAUACAUUAAUUUGUGAAAGUGACUCAGAAGUUUUUAACCCCCUGAGUGACAUGACCACCUCUGUCCAGUUAUGAGAUAUUUUGUCUCUUGAUAUAUACUAGUUUAUAAAUCAAAAUAUUUUUAUUUCUUACCUUCUUUAAUUAUGUAAAUAUCAUCUGAAUGAAUGGAAGUUUAAGAAAACAGACAGUAAAAUCAGUAAUUAUCUAAAUUUAGCAAUUAAAUGUGGUUUCAAUACAGGUCUUCAAGAACAAAUCCAAAAACCCAUGCCACUCAAAAGGUUAAAUUGGCAAAAAAUAAACUGAUUCUGUUUAAGUAACUUGCAAUUAAUAUAUUCAUGCAAUUAAAAUUUAUUAUAAAUAAGUUUCAAUUAAUAUAUUCAUAUAAUUAAAAAUUAUUAUAAAUUAAUUGUAGAAGUUAUUAUUUUUCUGAUACAUUUUAUAUGUCGUGUUUUUUAAGAUUUUACAUAGCUAUAUAACAAAAGCAUUUAAAAUUUGAUGAAUUAAAAUAUAAUUCUGUAUAAAGUUAUGUGAGACUUAAAAAAAAAUUUCUUUUUUAACUUGACAUAAUAACUUAAUAGCCAAAGAAGGAUCUAGCAUCCUCAUAAUGUUUUCCAAACUAUCAAUAAGUAUGGCUGUUCCCCACUUCAUUUGAAAAAUUUAGUAGUCAGUUUUUCUCAGGAUAUAUCUUUUUUUAUCUAAAAGUAGUGCCACUACAUAUUUUGUAAUUUAAAUUUUAGAGACUGUUUUAAGGAACAUUAUAUAGAUAAAAUUUAAGAAUAACAAAAACUUCCAAAAAAUACAGAUAGAUAACUCUUAAAAUAAAUGCAUAAAAUUAUAUUAUAUUAUUUAUGUAUAUAAAUAAGCCUAAAGUUCUUGUAUUUUUAUACAGUAUCAACUAAAUAGAAAAAAGUAUGGGUUACAAAUGAACAAUUAAAGUUAAUCAAGUUGUUUUAGACUUUACAGAAUUAGAAUUUUUUAAAAUAUAGUCCUGUAUAUUAAUUUAACUAUUAGGAAUUGUAUUUCUAAAGUAAUGUCAGUAUUAAGUUUAAAAAAAUAUUUUAUUUAAAUACAUUUUUUCUGAACACUGCAUUUGCAAAUUAAUUAACAUUUGUGCCCAAUAAUUAACUAUCAUAAUCCCAUAUAUUUAACAUAAUAUUUUUCUCUUUUACUCGGCAUAACAAAGUAGUUUAAUUUUCAUUGAAUUCUUUUGAUCUGGUUAUUAAAAUUCAUAGCUGUGUUUAAGUAAUUAUUAAAAAUUACACAUUUUAAUAUUAGACAAAUUCAAUCUUAGAUUGACAUUAAUAUUAAAAUAAUAAUAACCUAUAUGUUUCAAGAGAAUUCAACACUGGUUCUUUUCUUAAAAAAAAGCACAAAUGAGAUAUCCAUGCCAAAUGCUUUUGAAGUGCACUAACACUAAUCUAAAUUAGCACUAGUUUAACCUUGAAUGUUGUCAGAUUUUAAAAUUGUUGAACCAAGAAGGAAAUCUGUUGUACUUUUACCAAUCCAAAUUAUACAAUUAUAAUAAUGUUUUAAUUAAAAUAAAAUUACAGUUAAAUGAAAUAGAAGAUAAUUUUGAAGAAUUGAAAAGGAAAUCUCACAAAGUUUCUAUUCACUGUAAAACUAAAAGGAAAUAUUCUAUGCAUUCCUUCAGACUUCUUUUGAUGAAAUUGUUUCAUUCCCUGUUGUGAUAAAAGAGAAAACAUUAAGUCCAUAAGUUUUUCCAGUUAUAUGUAGGAAAUAAAACUUUUAUAGUUCAUGUUACUGUACUUUUGGCUUUUCAUUUGUGUGCUCUGUACGCAGUUAGAUUGCCUUUGUUAAUUUGUUUCAACUUCUCUCCCCUUUUCACGACGCACAUUGUGUUACUUUGCCAAGUGUUUUGAUCAAAAAACAUUUAGCUUGUCAGUAGCCAAUAUAAUAUACAUAUAUACAUAAUACGAAAUGUUAUUUCUUACUUUUUAUUGUUUGAAAUGUUGCUAUCUAUGCUAACUAUUUUCUUAAAAUAUUUCACUUCCGUGAAACAAGUUGAUCAGUUGUUGUGUUUUCUUUUUCCGUUUUCUGUUCUAUUGCUGUUAUACUUGUAAACAUUGAUGAGAAUAAAUAUACUAUGUUGAAUUUUAAUAUAUUUCUAUAAACAUAUGUAUGUAAUAUUGAGUAGGCCUGUGAUCAAAAUUUAUUAGAUAUGCACAAACACUAUUUUAAAAUCAUAAAAGGAUUGCUAGUUCAGUAACAUAUAAUUAUUCAAAUAUGUAAAUUGGUGAUAUACUCAUUAUACAAAAAUUUCUAUUUAACUGUUUCAUAUCAAUUUAAGUAAUUCAUCAUUCUGACAGUAACUAUGCAAUUUCAAGAGCAGGUUAAAUAUGUAAUUCUUUAUUUGCGCUGAAUGCUUUUUCUUAUUAAUCCAAUUAAUUGUUUUAAGUUUGCAUACUGCAACGAAAAAGAAACCUGCCUUUCAAAAUGUCAAAUAUAAAUGAAUAUUAAAUAUUUCAGAUAUUUUGUUAUCUCUAAAGAUAUUGAUCUGAAAAUGUUUUCCUUAAAAAUUCUUUUGUAACUAAAUUUAGAGAAGCAUCAAAUUUGUAUACAGAGAAUCAACCAAUAACAUUUCAUAAGAAAACAAAACCGAUUCCCUUAACAUUUGAUUCGAAUGAAAAAAUUCUUCCAACAAGAAUAAUUCUCUAAAUCAGUGAUUCUCAGUUGGAAAUUAUAUGGCCCCCUACAUACUUGAUACCUUAGACCCACAUAAACUAUAGUCAGUGCUGAUUACAAUGAGACUUAUGUUCUACAGAAAAGAAAUAUUAUAAUAAAUGAUUAUUAUAACGAAAAUGAUAUUAAUAUAUUCAGUUGGGAAUGCUGUGUACUGGUCUUUGUAAUAGAAUUAUCAUUAUAAAGAGUUAUUACUGUAGUAAGUAUAUUGAGGAACUACAGACACAUUUAAAAGUGCCACAUCAAUUUACUUUGUCAUAAUCAACAAAGUAAUUAAAUUAUAUAUUGUUUAUUUGAAGAAUAAUGUCAUUCAGCACUAUUUAUGUUAUACUGGCAUGUUAUUCAGAAAUGAGUAAAUGUUUAACACAUACUAUUCUGGCAUAACACAGAGUUGUAUAUUAGUUUCACAUCAUAACAGCUGGAUUUGGCUUUAGCUGUGUAUUUAUUUCUCUUACUAUCAAAAAUUAAUAUCAGUUUGAUAUUGUGCAAAGAGGUGAUCUUCAUGUAUUAUUGACGGAAAAAAUUUGCAAAAGUAUUCGCCACAGUGGUCACAUAAAUCAGUUUUAACUUUUUUAAUAUAAGUAUUAUUAUUUUUAUCUUUUUAAAUAUGUGUAUAUAAUAUGUAUUAUGAAAGGAUAUCAUGUAUAUAGUGUGAAAUAUGAAAGGAUUUGUCUGUUCUUUACAUGUAGUGUUGCUAUUCAUGUUUUAUACAGUCUUAUUUUGUGGGAGGGGGAAAAAAAAAAAAGUAUAUUGGCAUUUCAUUGGUUUUUAAUUCUAAAAUGAAACAAAUAUUUUUAUUUUCUAAUUGGAAUUUAUAUGCACUGUCAGUAACAAAUUUUAUAUUGUUACAAGGGGCCAUUUAUAGACAAAAAAUUGGGAACCACUGAUCUAAGUAAUUCAUAUAAUUAACUUUUUUUAAAUCUAAUUAAGGAAAUAGAGGAUAGUUUCAAUAUUUUAGGAUAAAUUACAUUCAUAUAAUGUGAUAAUUAUUCCAACUAUUUUACUAAAUAUUAUACUUUUAUGUUUAAUCAUAUGCUAAGAGCAACAGCUAAUAAAUGUAUAUCAAAAUUAUAUCAGAAAACUUCAUCAUGAAAUUUUUAUACGAGCUUUUUUUUUUUUUUUUUUUUUUUUUUUUUUUGUAAAAUUAUAAUUUGGCCACACCAUUUAGUCACAUUACUUAUAAUGUUUUGAGCUCAUAUUUUGCAGUAGUAAAUAUUUACUGAGCAAUUCUCUUUUAUGUAUAUAUUUUUGGCUAAAAAAUGACAUAUAAGCAAACAGAAGAAUUGUAUUCCCAUAUUAUUCUAACAGAGUGAAACACUGACUACUAAUACACAACACAAAAUUUCUCCUUCAUACUACAUUUACAAAUGAUUCUGCAAGCUUCAUAAACAAUAUCAAUUACUAAUUAUUGAUGCAAUUAAUAAAAAAAUAGUAACAAACUUUAAAUGGUAGUUUCUUUAUUUUCUGUUUGUUGCUAGGAUUCUACCCCCACCCUCCUUGAAGACUGUAUCAAUUAAAAUAAAUAAUAAACCAUUCUCAAUCCUGCUUAGUAAAUCAUUCUUUUCUAUGUUCUUUAUUAUACCUAAGUGAAACAGUAUAAAUUUUAAGAAAUUUGGGAAUUAGUGGAAUUCAAGUUUUUAACCAUCAAAGAUAUAGAUAGAAGGAAAAUAUUUUUAGCAGAGUGCCUGUAUGUUUCUUAAAUAUCCAAAGAAUGGAAAAGUCAUGAAGAUUAAAGUUUUGAUUUUGAACUCUGAUUAAUUAAAUAAAAACCAUACGGAUAUAAACACCAAAAAUUCUAGUGCAAAAGUUUUUCAUUAUUGAUUUUCAGACCUAAAAGGUAAUUAAAUUAAAUUACAAAAUUCUACUGCAUUUUUAUUUUCAUAUUUGAUGAAAUAUAGAAUAUUCUUAAAAUCUAAAAUUGUAUUCCCUUUGAUUUCAUGUUACGUUUUUUUCCAACAAAAACUGCUUUUUUUAUCUAUUUUCCCCAUGGCUUUAUUUUUUUUCCUAAUAAAUAAUAAUUUAUUCCUUUUCAUAUGCAAUCUGAUCUUGGAGGAGGGGAAUGAAUAUUAGCCCAAAAUUAUUUUAUUGUGCAAUCACAAGUUCAGCACUCAAAUUAGUUUCAUAAAAAAAAUGAAAAAUGCCAUUUCUGAAAUAAGGUCUAAGAUAUCCAUUCAAAGAUAUUUUUAUUUUUAAUUAAAAUUUUACUUACAUUUACUAAGAAAAUGUUAAAUUAAGGUGGAUCAAUAAAAAUAUUUUUCAUUGUUUGGUAAAAUUCAUACUUACAUGUAUCUAAUAUUAAAAUUUUGCAAAUUAUGCUUUAUAAGUACUACAUUCAUUUUAGUCAAUAAAUUCUUAUUACAGAAUAAAAGUGAAUAUCAUCAAUAUAUUUACUGCUAAAAAUAAUUCUUGCUCAUAAAUAACUCUGUUAAACUAAAAAUAAAGUGCUUGUAAUUUUCUUCUUAUAGAUUCAACAUGUUAAGCAAUUCAAAACCUUUUUGGAGUUAGUCACAUCCUGUUUUCAGCUUCCCCGCUCCUUUUAAUGUAGUAGUGGCUAUUGAAAAUAACAAAACC